CACAAAAUUAACUUUUCCCCACAAUAGUGAUUUACUGCUGUAUGGCUCAUUUUACCAUGUUUACAAAUUACAGAGGAAGUCUAGUAAUAUUUGAGCCAAAUUUAUGGGGCUAUUAAAAGUAAACAAGAGCUUGAACUCUUGAAGUUGUGUUUAAAUGGUGAGUGACCCUAUGUACAGUUGGUCUUUACUUCUCAUAAGUUGAUUGAUUGUGCCCUUGAAUAAUAGUUUAUUUGUUUCUUUUAAUCAAAGUCAUUCCUGUUUAUCUCUCAGAAUGUCAAAAAAGAUUCAAAGGAUUGAAAGACACAUAUUUGAAGGAGAGAAAGCGUCUGAGGACCUUGAAGAGUGGGGCAAGUGGGAAGCAUAAGAAGCUGUGGACAUAUUACUACACAAUGGACAGUCUCUUAGGAGAGUUUCAGGAUUUAGUGGAAACACAUGGCAAUAUUGAAGUUUGCUUUGAAGAGCCAAAAGAUGACACCAGUAGUGGCACAACAGGAAACGAACUUCCAUGCUCGAAUAUUCUUGCUGUUCCUUACCCACCCAAGAAGCGAAUCCAGGAAUUUGAUAUUUUGGAAGAUGCACUCUUGAAAAGCAUCAAUGCCACAAAUGAGGAUAGCUUGUUUGCCCAAUCAGUUGGGCAGACUUUGCAAAGGUUGGGCAAUGCCCAGAAAGCUUUGGCAAAAAUUAAGAUAAUGCAGAUCCUCUUUGAAGCCGAAGCAAGUUCCCCCGCAGAAUAGUAAAAUCUAAAAACAAAACACAAUUCUAAAUUAUAUUUAAAGGGAAGAUACAACCUUUGCAAAUAUCAAAAAGCGAAAUGAUCAAAUUAUCACGAAAUACCUUUCUGAAUUGUUAAGGAAUGAUCAAAUUGGGCAAACAGGCU
Patiria miniata (bat star) is the source of this 877-nucleotide messenger RNA. RefSeq lists its product as uncharacterized. The record is from RefSeq and is a predicted model, not a curated record. Bases 390 to 734 code for a protein of 114 amino acids. The transcript has 2 exons. Gene Ontology annotation, molecular function: DNA binding. NCBI's taxonomy places the organism in Eukaryota, Metazoa, Echinodermata, Asteroidea, Valvatida, Asterinidae.